Molecule: messenger RNA, 1818 nt
Organism: Cavenderia fasciculata
Lineage: Eukaryota; Evosea; Eumycetozoa; Acytosteliales; Cavenderiaceae
Exons: 4
Coding region: 1-1818 (605 amino acids)
Molecular function (GO): acid phosphatase activity; metal ion binding
Source: RefSeq, a predicted model, not a curated record
AUGAAACCCGAAUGGUCUUUGAGAACCAACCAAAAAUUAGAUAUUUUCGAAACUCAAGGUUGUUUAAUUUAUUCACAACCAACAAUAUCUACUUCACCUGAAAUAUUAAAUACAUCAGGAGAUAAUAUUUCAAUUUUUUGGAAAGGAAUAAAUAAUGCAUCAAUUAAUGAUAUGAUAGCAAUUUAUUAUCCACCAAAUUCAAAUAUUUUAAUGCCAAUUGGAUUUAUAAUGUGUAGUGAUUCAGUUAGUUGGAAAGAGGGUUAUGGAAGUGUAGAGAUACCAUUGGUUAAUGUUAGAGAUACCUAUGUAUUUAGAUUAUGGAUUCAAAAUCAACAACCACAAAUUCAACCAGUCCUUCAAUAUGAUAAUGCUACUCUAUCAUUGGUGGCUACUAGUAAUAAUGUUACUUUUCAAAAUCCAUUUGAACCAACCAAAGUCUAUACAUCGUUGACAAACUCGUCUAGUGAAAUUAGAAUCAUGUGGAUUUCUGGUACAAAUGAUCAACCAUUUGUACAAUAUGGUCUUUCACCAAGUCAAUUAUACUAUACAUCUACUGGUACAAGUGUAACUUAUACAAUCGAUCAAAUGUGUGCUGCGCCAGCCAAUGAUCCAAACAAUUGGAGAGAUCCUGGUUACUUUCAAGAUGUAGUCAUUGAUAACUUGACACCUUCAACAACUUAUUAUUAUCGUGUUGGUAGUAAAAAUAGUGGCAUGUCUGUUCAAACCUAUCAAUUAGUUUCACCACCAAAAAUUGGAACUGAAGCAUAUGUAGUAGCCUUUGGAGAUUUGGGUGUUGAAACUGAAUUUAUUGCCAAUUUUGAUAAUCAACCAUCAUCUAUUGAAACUAUUGCCAAUAUCAAUACAAUCAUCAAAACACCUUUGGAACAAAGUCAGCUGUUUAAAAAAUUGGGUCGUCCUCUAUACCAAGAUGGUUUAAUGUCUGGAUCUGAUUUUAGAGAAAAUGAAACAAUGGUACCAUGGGCAAUUCAUCAUAUUGGUGAUAUUAGUUAUGCUAGAGGUGUAGCAGUAGUUUGGGAUUAUUUCCAAGACAUGAUGGAAGAUGUAACGAGUUAUGCAUCUUAUCAGGUGGCAGUUGGUAAUCACGAUUACGAUUUCAUUGGUCAACCAUUUAAACCAAGUUGGUCAGAUUAUGGUGCCGAUAGUGGUGGUGAAUGUGGUAUUCCCUAUGCCACUAGAUAUCACAUGCCAGGUGCUGAAAAUCAAACCUAUCGAAAUGAUUGGUAUAGUUACAAUUAUGGUCCAAUCCAUUUCGUUGUCAUGUCUUCUGAACACGAUUUCCUCUUUGGUAGCCCACAAUAUGAAUGGAUUGUUCAAGAUUUGCAAUCUGUAGAUCGUAUGGUAACUCCUUGGAUUGUAUUCUCUGGUCAUCGUCCAAUGUAUGCUUCUGAAUUAUUAGGUAUCGCUGCUCCAAUGUAUGAUAACCUUCGUGAAACUUAUGAACCAUUAUUAAUUAAAUAUAAUGUUAAUUUGGUUUUAACUGGUCAUAUUCAUGCUUAUGAAAGAAUUUGUGGAAUAAAUAAUUUUACAUGUGCAUCAAGUGAUAAUGAUGCACCAGUACAUGUAUUGAUUGGAAUGGCAGGAUGUAGUUGGUUAGGAUUAUGGACAGAUAAUCCAUUUAAACCACUUGUUGGAGGUGUAGGUGAACAACCUCAACCAGAAUGGUCAAUCUUUAGAACUACCAACUAUGGUUACACUAGAUUCUAUGCAAAUCAAACUGAUCUCUUAUUUGAAUAUGUUGGUAAUCAUCGUAAUCUUGUUCAUGAUUCUUUUUGGUUAAAAAAUAAUUAUUACAAUUAA